This is a messenger RNA of Mauremys mutica (yellowpond turtle), 3141 nucleotides long. Its product is annotated as proline-rich protein 36-like. The record is from RefSeq and is a predicted model, not a curated record. Lineage: Eukaryota; Metazoa; Chordata; Testudines; Geoemydidae. The coding region runs from base 1 to 1056 and encodes 351 amino acids. The transcript is spliced from 2 exons.
AUGAAACAGCCGACUUCCCCUUCCCUGGGGGUGCCUGGCUGCAGCGGAGCUGGCUCGGGAGGAGUAACGCUAACCGCGGCGGCUGACUGCGGUCGCCGGAGCCAGGUGCUCUUCCCGCCGGCUCCCGCGAGCUCCGGCUCCUCACCUGGCUCAGGGAGAGCUUCUAAGCUGCAGCGCUCUCCUGGCUUCCUGCCAGUUCCUGUCCCCCGGCCGAGCUCCCCCGUCACCGGCCGCUCGGACGUCUCGGAGCUCCCCCGUCACCGGCCGCUCGGACGUCUCGGAGCUCCCCUGUUACAGUCCGAUCAGACGUCUCGGAGCUCCCCCGUCACCGGCUGCUCGGACGUCUCGGAGCUCCCCUGUUACAGUCCGAUCAGACGUCUCGGAGCUCCCCCGUCACCGGCCGCUCAGACGUCUCGGAGCUCCCCUGUUACAGUCCGAUCAGACGUCUCGGAGCUCCCCCGUCACCGGCCGCUCAGACGUCUCGGAGCUCCCCCGUCACCGGCCGCUCGGACGUCUCGGAGCUCCCCCGUCACCGGCUGCUCGGACGUCUCGGAGCUCCCCCGUCACCGGCCGCUCGGACGUCUCGGAGCUCCCCUGUUACAGUCUGAUCAGAUGUCUCGGCUGGCUUCCUGCAAGCUUCCAGGCCCUGCAAACUCCCUGCAACAAGCUCCGCCUCCCCGGCUGGAUUUCUUCUACAAGCUCCGCCUCCCCGGCUGGAUUUUUCCCCACAAGCUCCGCCUCCCCGGCUGGAUUUUUCCCCACAAGCUCCGCCUCCCCGGCUGGAUUUCUUCUACAAGCUCCGCCUCCCCGGCUGGAUUUUUCCCCACAAGCUCCGCCUCCCCGGCUGGAUUUCUUCUACAAGCUCCGCCUCCCCGGCUGGAUUUUUCCCCACAAGCUUCGCCUCCCCGGCUGGAUUUUUCCCCACAAGCUCCACCUCCCCGGCUGGAUUUUUCCCCACAAGCUCCGCCUCCCCGGCUGGAUUUUUCCCCACAAGCUCCGCCUCCCCGGCUGGAUUUUUCCCCACAAGCUCCGCCCCGUGAAGCCAGCCUCCUGUGAAUUACCAGCCUGCUCUCCACCCAGCCGUGCUGCUGCCCAGCGGAUAGGAAGACGAUUUCUUCUGCACGUGGUGUUUUUUUUUGGGGGGGGGGGGGAGGUGAGAGGCCCUUUUUUAUUUUAAGCUCUGGGCACCUCGUUCAUUUUGCCUUUCCCCCGCCCUGUUAGCCGUGCGCCCCCAGCCCAAUGGCCCUUGUGGGGGGCGGUUGGGUUUUUUUGUUUUUUUGUUUUGGACGGAGAAGCAUUUUUGUGUGCGCGGCGGGUGGGGGGGCUCGCCCCCGCCCCCAUUUCUGAAUGUAUCUUUGGACAAGAAUUGGAAAGACGAAAUCCGCCAGCCCCUCCUGGCACGGGCUGCGGCGUGGCCCCGAGCCAGUAAAGCUCCAGUCACGCUCGCUCGCUCUCGAGAUCUCUCUCUAUUUUUUAAAACCCGAGAAGCCGUUGAAUUUCCUGUGACCGAUCCCCACCCGCAGAGGGGAGCGACUUCGCUCUCACAUGCAGCUGUACAGAUUUCGGAGGGGAGGGAGACGUCGUUCGUUUGUUCGUUUUCGUUUUUUUUUUAAUUUGGGCUUGACUAUUUUUUUUGGUUUUGUUUUAAUUGCGCGUAUGGAUCUGUUGUUUCUUUGUUUACAGACCGUCUCUGGGGCGUUUGUGUCUCACGGGACGGUAGCCACUACACAGGGUACCUUUCCGAGUCGAAAUCUUCCCGAGGAGGAGACGUUUUUAUUUCAUUCCCCUCCCCUUGGAAAUCAGCGUGCGGGAGGGGAGAGAGUUCCCCCGGCCUUCGCGCGAGACGACACGAAGCUUUUUCCCCGGUUGUGGCAAGCCAGGAACCGCGUGGAAGGCGUCACGCCGAACGGCCGGAUCACGGUUUCUUGCGUGUGUUCUUCCUCCCCCGCCCCCCGGAUUGUUGUAUUUUUAUUUUGUUUCCGAACCAGUGCAGCUUUGGGGGUUAACCCCCCCCAACCCGUUGGGUUUCCGUUUGUUUUUUUUUAAACGUUUGUGGUUUAUGAAUUUUUCAAUCGACCAAAUGGCAAAGACACUUGUGUUUUUUUCCUUUUUUAAGAUGUAUGUCGAAGAUUGGGGUUGUUUUUUUGGGGUCAGGGACCUCUUUUGUUUUGGUAGGCCCUACAACAAAUACUGUGAGGUUCCAUGGUUACUGUGUUAGUGGCCUUGGCCCCGUCAAUGGAUCAAAGGACACAGGAUUUGGAUGUGACCUGAUCUGGUUUCUCACCCUCCUCCCCCAUCAGUCAGUAUUGGCCUGUAGCGGCCUCGGCACGGUCCGCGUGCAAUAGGCCGCCGAAGGAUUUACCCCCCGCCCCUGUUUGCUGUGUGUCAGAAACCCCGCGGUGCCGGUGGGGGCGAGCGAGGGGCCAGCGAGGUUCCCGGGGGAACCAAUGAGCUGACGGCUUCCCGGCUCCGGCUGGGAUCCCUCCCCCCCCCUUUGGGACUCUCGGUGCAGCGGGGGACAAUCCGGCGCCCCGGGAUCUCCAGCAGCCGGCUCGCCCCAAUCCCGGGCCACCCCACGGACCCGGCUCAGGUAGGCAGCGACCAGGAGCCACCGUUGGUGUUGGAAUUUGCCACAAGAAUGUAUUCAGUGAUUCGGCGCUCUCGGACCGUUCCAGCUAAGGGCUGUCUCCCCGGUUCGCUCCCCCCACCGCCCCCGGCCUGCUAGCGACCGGGGGCUGCAGCGGGCCGGGCCGAACCAAAGUCUCCUCUGGCCCACGGUGGAGACCAGCCCCCGGAAGGACGUUCGUUAUCCACCGCGGAGGGGGGGCGCGUUUCCUGCAGCAUUUGCCUUAUCUUCGUAUUGGUUGUUCUCCCCCUGCACCCCGCCGAAGAAAAGGGAACCCGACCCCGCGGCCGGGGCAGUAUUAGCCCGGGGGCCAGUUGGCCGCCGGGCCGGACGUGGGGUUUCUAUCUAGCAAUAACGAACUGGACUCGAGCGCUUGCCACGGGCCGUGCCAAGGCGCGUCCCACGCCGGCCUCGGGCGCGUGGUCGGGCCGGGGGGAGGAACCGCCCCCCCCCCGCCCCGGUUCAUUGUGUGUCGCUCGCGCCCGCGUGGAAUUAAAGUUUGUAGAUAUUUCCUG